CCCCUUUCCAUCUCUACUAUAUAAUGCUACAUUCAGGACCCAAGUCUGGGAAGCUCAACUCGAUUCGUGGUGAGCCAAAAUAACAAAAACAAUGGCCGGAUUCAGGAAUUUCGUGUGCCUAGUAACGAUUCUGUCGUUGCUUUCGCUGGUUCCAUUGUCGUUGGAGUCCCGGGCACUUCAUCAUCCCCUGGAUGCAUCCACGGCGAGAAUGAAUUUGAUCAGAGCGAUUCGAGCAUUUGGCGAGAGCCAGGGUCACAACGACGAAGCAGCUGGAGGAAGUGAGAGCAAGAGCAGAGCUGCUUAUUAUGCUUCCAAGAGACUGAGUCCCGGAGGCCCUGAUCCGCAUCAUCAUUGAUGCAACUCCAGCUUUUGUAAUGGAAUUGGUCUGUUAUGCUGACAACCCUUGUAAGCGCGUAUGUCGACGAUCUUCGAAUCAAAUCCCCACGUCGUUCAUCGUCAAGAUCGCGUUGUGGUGGAGACGAUUUGAUAGUUUCUGCCGGUGCUUACAAGUCUCCCCCUGUCAACAGAAUAAACUGAACCUGCUUUAGAGACCCUCCAUAGUACAGAGAAGUUGACUUCUUUUUCCCCAGAUGAUUAAAGUUGGAUUGUGUAUUAGAUAUAUACUAAUACUACUUUUGGAUUCACGUUGUGUUGUUAAUGUUAUUCAAGUGGUUGGUUGGAUAUAUAUUUUUAUUGGGUAGUGAUAGUUAUAAACUUAGUGCUGGGAUAUCAGUUUCCGGUUUUUGGUCCCAAACCGAUUUGUAUCUUAUCGAUUUUGGUUUAAACCGAAAAGCCGUCAAGAAACCGAAAUUGAAAACACUAGGUGAGAGGUGUAGGGGUUUCGUUUUCAAUUGGGGGUGUAGGGAGUUCCGUUUCGGGGAACCAUCCUAGUUCGAUUUUCGGUUAACCGAACCGACACCACUACUUAUUGAUUGAUGGUGAAACCCAUCAUCUUCUGAUCACUUUUUGCACUCAUUUGAAUAAGUUAUUGAGCAUGCAACGCUAACCGUUCACGUAUGGUCCUAUGGUUUAUACUUGACAAACAAAUAUGGAAGCUUUACUUUGUCCUUUCUCGUUGAUGAGUAUCUAAGUGAAAGCAACAGACUGCAGCACUGAAACUCAUAAUUAGUGGCUGUAUGUAUGUCAUUAAGCUCAUUGAAUUGCUUGGAUGAUGUCACAGAAGCAGAUUGAAGUCUGUAAAGUAGAUGUUCUUUUUUUCUGGUUUGGAAGAUUGCGGAAUGAUUCCUCUCCAAUUAAGUAAUUAAGCUAGUUGCACAUAGUAUAGGGAUGGGUGGGUUAAUGUCCAGUCCAUAGUUGUUUAAAAUCGGGUCAUAUCUCGGCCGGUUCAAUCGGUCGGACCGAGCAUUGCUCUUCAAGAUCUACAGAUUUCAAGGGCCAAACCCUUCAAAUCUAUUUCAAGUCUAUGCAGAUUAUAUUUCGUACAUCAUAUUUCAAGGAUCACACUUGACACAAAGCCACACAAAUGAGAUAUAAGGAGGUCAUCAACAAAGACAAGAUGGAUUUAGAGAGAUGAUAUUACAUUAAGGAGGAGGAUUUUCCAUAGAUGUUUGCAACUGACAAACAUCUAACAUGCUUAGCCCUCCUCUGGGUCCAAAACUAGUAUAGCACUUGUAAAAAAUUUCGAUUUAAGGUAUUUGAUCCAGUGCUAUUCAAGUGUCGCCUAGUGUUAUUUUUUAUUAUUUUAUAUUCAAAGGUGGUACAGUGCUCAACUAUGUCCUACAUUCGCCGAUGUUACCAUCGAAACAUGAUUGCUCAUCAUCGCGAUAAUUAAACUCCAUUGACCAAAAGCUUUGUAGUUUUUUUUUUUCCAGUUAGCUUUAUCCAAAGAGGCACACUUCAUUCUCAUCAUCUUUUAGUGCACUUGUUUUUUCAAUCGACAAAAUUACAUAAGCUUGAAGCUGUAGAGCACAAACCCAUGAAAAAAAGCAGUGACUCCUUUCCCAUAAUUGCUUGAUUAGGUUCUCUCAUUAGUCUAAAUAUAAUUUCCUCUCUUAUUUUUUGCACUUUUUGAAAUGGACACCUACCGCCAUCGGCCAUACAAUAAUCACGCAAUUCCUUCAGUUAUCUGUACGGCUUUGCUCUGGUUGGUUCGUCUCUUUUAUUGUUUGGCCGGCCGGCCGGCCGACUUCUUCCCUUUCACUUUCCCACUUUUCCUUUGCAAAUUGCAAGUUGGUCGACUUUUAUAUAUAUAUAUAUAUAUAUAUAUACGUGUAGAAAAUAGAAAUAGUAGCCUUCUGCAUGGCAUUCUAUAUUAUAGCACUAACGUUCCCACUUAUCGAAAGACCCGUCGCCCCUUCUCGCCAUUAGAAUAAAGUACGUCUGCCCUU
This is a messenger RNA of Linum trigynum, 2348 nucleotides long. NCBI's taxonomy places the organism in Eukaryota, Viridiplantae, Streptophyta, Magnoliopsida, Malpighiales, Linaceae. The record is from the annotation of a GenBank genome assembly.